CCCUGAUGGGCCUCGGUGGGGGUUUUGAUUACAAGGUGGUGCUGCGUCUUUUCCCCAAGGGUUUUCUCUCCAUUUGCAUUCCAAUUGCUUUUUGUUUUCUUUGAUUUUGUCGGUCAAGCUUUUUGAGAUUUUCGUUGCGGACAAGUCAAAAUUCAAAGCCCUCGUCAACCGCACACAGAUCUCUUGGCUUGUUAUUUUACCCCUUCGUUCAACGCGGCUGUUUCGUCUAACGGUUAAUUGCUCCCACGCCACUUACCGAUCACUCGCUAUAUUCGCUACUGCUUGUUGUCUGCCUUUUGCAAAUGCCGGUCAUUACGGAACGGAUAUCCGAAACCAUCGACAGAAAGGAAAAGGUUGAGGACGAUCAGCCAGAGCAUAACUUUGCACAUGAGAAGAGCGCACACCAUGACGUGCGGCUGAUUGAUCGGCACUGCAGUUCCCUUUUUUCCGGGAGCAAGUUCAAUGGAGAACAAAAGAGUGGGAGAAGCUCUUACGAAGUCACAGUAGAGAUUCAGCACGUAGAUUUGCGAAAUUCUUUCCUUUGCGGAUACCUGAGUAUAAAGGGUCUCACGGAUGACUGGCCAGAUCUUUGCACCUUUUUCGAAGGAGAAAUCAUCGGUCCAAAAUUCUCGUUCUUGACGCGCAAGUGGGAUGCCGAUGAGCAAAUUGACAGACAGCACUGGACAAAAUUUUCGGCGUUUAAGGAAUACGCGGACGUCUUCAACAAGGAUGGAUUUGUAUAUGAUUUUGAAAAUAAUGAUUACAUCUUUAUGCGAUGGAAGGAACACUUUUUGGUACCAGAUCAUCGGAUCAAAUCGAUUUCGGGCGCAUCAUUUGCCGGGUUUUACUACAUUGCUUACCAGAAGUCUACAGGGACAAUAACGGGCUUAUACUUUCAUCACAAUUCGGAAUGGUUCCAGCAUUUGUCGUUGAAACAUGUUCCUUCCACCUCAUUCCCAGCUUUCGAAUUCCGCUAGAUACGCAUGCGUCUCCGUCCCCUUCUCACUUACCUUCUUCCUUUUUUUAUACAUUUUUUUUUUCUACUAUUCUGGAUAGAUAGUAAACAUAAGAGCCGGCCGGCCGGGCUGUGUUGUGUUUAGAUUUUUUUUAUUGUACAACCAAUGUGAUCAAUGUGUCUAACGAUAUGAAGCUUAAUAUUCGAAUCGGGUGAAAAAUCCUUCCAA
This is a messenger RNA of Spizellomyces punctatus DAOM BR117, 1184 nucleotides long. RefSeq lists its product as uncharacterized. The coding region runs from base 303 to 977 and encodes 224 amino acids. Lineage: Eukaryota; Fungi; Chytridiomycota; Chytridiomycetes; Spizellomycetales; Spizellomycetaceae. The transcript has 6 exons. The record is from RefSeq and is a predicted model, not a curated record. Gene Ontology annotation, cellular component: GID complex; extrinsic component of membrane. Gene Ontology annotation, biological process: negative regulation of gluconeogenesis; proteasome-mediated ubiquitin-dependent protein catabolic process; protein targeting to vacuole.